This is a messenger RNA of Pipistrellus nathusii (Nathusius's pipistrelle), 603 nucleotides long. The record is from the annotation of a GenBank genome assembly. Lineage: Eukaryota; Metazoa; Chordata; Mammalia; Chiroptera; Vespertilionidae.
AUGGGGAACCACCUGACGGAGAUGGCGCCCACCCCCUCCUUCCUGCCCCAUUUCCAGGCCCUGCACGUCGUGGUCAUCGGGCUGGACUCGGCUGGAAAGACCUCCCUCCUCUACCGGCUCAAGUUCAAGGAGUUUGUCCAGAGCGUCCCCACCAAAGGCUUCAACACGGAGAAGAUCCGGGUGGCCCUGGGAGGGUCUCGGGGCAUCACCUUCCAGGUGUGGGACGUGGGCGGGCAGGAGAAGCUGCGGCCGCUCUGGCGCUCCUACACCCGCCGGACCGACGGGCUGGUGUUCGUGGUGGACGCCGCCGAGGCCGAGCGGCUGGAGGAGGCGAAGGUGGAGCUGCACCGGAUCAGCCGGGCCUCUGACAACCAGGGCGUGCCUGUGCUGGUGCUGGCCAACAAGCAGGACCAGCCCGGGGCGCUGAGCUCUGCCGAGGUGGAGAAGAGGCUGGCGGUGCGCGAGCUGGCCGCGGCCACGCUCACCCACGUGCAGGCCUGCAGCGCCGUGGACGGGGUGGGCCUGCAGCCCGGCCUGGAGCGCCUGUACGAGAUGAUCCUCAAGAGGAAGAAAGCGGCCCGGGGAAGCAAGAAGAGACGGUGA